AGCCUACCAUUGGGGCUGCUUGUAGUCAGCGCGGUUGGGUACGUGUGGGUGAAUUUCCUAGAGAAGCCAGACGACUCUAUGCCAAACUACGAAUCAAGUGUGGCCUUCUUCGCCAUAGCAACUCUGCUGGAGCUUGCCUGCGAGCCUAUGUGGAUCUUCUGCCACGCCCAUUUCCUGGUGGGUGGCAGGGUGUUGGUUGAGGGAGCUUCGUUGCUGGUGCGAUGUAUAGUCACCGUGGUACUAGUUGUAGUCGUGCCGGAAUGGGGCCUGAACAUAUUUGGGAUUGCCGCGUGUGUGUACGCGAGUUGUCUGAUUGUCGGAUGGAUAUCGUACGUACGCUACCAGCAGUCUCUCACAACGCACGUUCCACCGCUGCCAGUUACCACAUUGGCUGGUCUGGCACCAAGCACGCUUACCAUCGACGCGGAAACAAAGAAAGUGGUGUUGUUGACAUUCUCAUUCACAAAGCAGUCGUUCCUGAAGCAAUUCCUAACCGAAGGCGAGCGCUAUGUGAUGACUUUGUUUGCGGUCAUUGACUUUGGGCAGCAGGGUGUGUUUGAUGUGGUGAGUAACCUGGGAUCGCUUGUGGCCCGAUUUCUGUUUCAGCCGAUUGAGGAGAGCUACUACCUCUUCUUCACCUCGAUCCUCAGCAGGGACGAGACGCAUGAAAGCAUCCCCCAGGAACACAGCCAGAACAGUAUACAGUUGCAACAGCCGCCAACACGGGCCACGUGGCUAGGCACAAACCAAGAACAACCGCUUGCGGGUGUGGGUGUAGCUGAACAUACACACACAGACACCCACCCGGACAGCCGGCAAGGCCAGUCCAAUACAUUCGCACAGCGCAAAGCGCUGGCGGCCCGUGCGCUGGUCACUCUACUAAAGUUUGUGGGCAUUCUGGGCCUCGUUUUCGUGUGUUUUGGACCGUCCUACACCACCAUACUACUGGACAUGUACGGAGGGCAGGCGAUUAGUAUCGGCAUUGGCCCUGCCCUGCUGUCGUGGUACUGUCUGUAUGUACUGGUGCUGGGUAUCAACGGUAUCACCGAGUGCUUCCUUUUGGCAUCUGCCGAUAGGAACACGAUUGAGGCGUACAACCGUCUCAUGGUAGGAUUCUCGGUGGUGUACUUGGCUGCGUCGCUCACCCUCACCCGCACGCGACUGCAGGCGGCUGGGUUUAUAGUGGCCAAUUGCCUGAACAUGUGCUUGCGCAUAGCGUACGGACUCAGACACGCUCUCCAGUACUUUGCACCCCGCACCCUCACUCACCCCCAGGCAACCGCCCACAACACCCACCCCCUGUACCAGGCUGUACCCUCUUUCUGGCUUCUGUGUACGCUCGUAGCGUCAGGGCUGGUCACGCAGGUAUCCCAUGCACUGCUGCUGAGUGGCGAGGACGAUGAAGCGGCGGCUGUGUCGAGGGGAUUGUACGUUGCGCGUGCAGAGCAUGUGCUUGUGGGUGUCUGUAUGUUGUUGGUCACUGCGGUGGUCUUUGCCGUCACGGAGAAACGGUUUAUCAACGAUUUGAAGCAGCUGUGGCGAGGCAGUUUAACCGCGGAUGUGUCCAAAAUUGAGUAGUGAGCUGCACUGUGUCCGAAACCAAAUUGCAAGGCCCAGGGCAGUGCGAUGGAGUCUUGUCUCGAUUCCGCUGGUAUUUUCGGAUGUACACGAUUCGAUGAUACCAUGCCAUUCACAUGGCGAGAUAAUACACUCUCUUUAGAUCAAGAAGCUCGUAUCUAGUAGUACACACUGUUCUAAUGCGCAAAAGCGCUUGCACGCAGGUGACGACGGUCCAUCGGAUGGUCAGGACAACACUGUGUAUAUGGAAACCUGCAGCGGUGAUGACUGCGUAUUCUUAUGACUGUAAUAGUUAUCUAUAGGGUAUAGGAGAAAUGAAUCUCCAUGACAACAGUUUGAGUGAAUGCUCGUAGCGCACUGAGUGUUUUACUUGUGAUUUCCCUUCACUUCCAUCAAUUUUUUUCGGGGAUAUUUGGGAUUCGCGUAUAUGAUGUGGAUGUAGUAUGUGGUGGCUCUUGCAUAUCUGCGGUCAUCACUAAGCUACAGACAAUGACAGUUCCAAUCUUCUAUACACCGGUCCCAGGCCACCCGCCAAAAAUGGACAGGUGCUCCAACAAGUACCAGAUAGAGAAUUGAACUCACUGGCUUUGUCACGUAAUGAGUGAGAAAGGAGAGUAAGAAGUAUUGCGCACACCGGAGUGUGUCAUGUGCGCACAAUCCGAGUAGUGUGAGUUGACAGUGA
Molecule: messenger RNA, 2260 nt
Organism: Sphaeroforma arctica JP610
Lineage: Eukaryota; Ichthyosporea; Ichthyophonida
Exons: 3
Coding region: 79-1578 (499 amino acids)
Biological process (GO): dolichol-linked oligosaccharide biosynthetic process; glycolipid translocation
Cellular component (GO): endoplasmic reticulum membrane
Source: RefSeq, a predicted model, not a curated record